AGGUAAAAUGAACAGUUCCAGCCUCAUGGUGUUCGUCUCCAGAUAAAGGAUAGUUAUCUAUGAUUGAGGUUCAGUUUGUCCAGGAUGAGACCAAGAAUGGUUCAAGAGGAUGAGAGAACAACUGACCAUUACAGGUUUCAUCUAAAAGUAUUAUAUCUGCUCUCAAUCCUAAGUUUGAGUCUUCAUGCUACUGCAGGACGGAGGGAUGAAAUAUCUCAACCCUUGAAUAAAUCCUGGAACUAUUUCUCCGGCUGGUUGGAUGGUAAAGAAAUAGACGUAAGAGAUUCAGGAACAGCUGAUAAUGUAAAUAUAGGUUCUAGAGAUGAUCAGAACAAUUUUGAAUUAGAUUUUGGAGUUGACGGAGGCAAAAAUGAGAAGAGAAACGAAAGAGAAAGAGAGAAGGAAAGCACAAGAGAAAGAAGAGAAAUAAAAGAAGGAAGAAUCGGGAGUGUGGAAUUUGUUCAUCCAAAGCUUAAGACGGACAUAGAGAAGGAUAAAGGGGAUCCAAACAAUCCCUGGGUUUGGUUAACCUCAUUCUCAAGGAUACCGGUUGAGGCUAUUCAAGAGUUCUGUUCUGCUACAAGAGAUUAUUGUCCCCCGGGACGAGAAGGAGCUCAGGGUGCUCCUGGUCUUCCUGGUUUCAAGGGACAGAAGGGUGAUCAUGGUCUUAAUGGUAACACAGGACUCAAGGGGAGCCGGGGACAUCGUGGUUCAAUAGGUCCAGUUGGUCCUCGUGGACCUAAAGGAGAAGAUGGUAGGGCUGGUCUACCGGGACUGGAUGGAAGGGAUGGAUUGCCCGGAGAACUAGGACUAGACGGAGUUCCAGGAAGGAAUGGUUUGGAUGGUAUCCCGGGGGUAGACGGUAUCCCUGGAACCCCAGGUAUGGCUGGUGUUCCUGGAACUAACGGUCGGGACGGUUUGAAAGGAUCUACAGGUCCACGGGGUCCGGUCGGACCAGUUGGGGAGCGUGGUCUACCUGGACCACGAGGACGGGCUGGAGAUGAUGGUUUAGCAGGACGACCCGGUACACCAGGGAUUUGUGCUUGGAAAGUGGCAGGAGCUUGUGAUGAAAUGGAACAUUUAAUGAUUCCUCCUUCAAUCAGCAGCACUACAGAAGGUACCAGGCCGGUCAUUGUAAAGGAACGUGAGAACCUAAAGUUAACAUGCGCAGUAUCCGGGGAUCCUAAACCGGUGGUCAGCUGGAGUAGGACGGAUAAUCUCACUAUUAUUGAUGGACAAACCUUGAGAAUGAGUAAUGUCAUUGGUGGAGUCCUGAAUAUAACGCAUAUCAGUCGUGAGCAUAUGGGAACCUACGCAUGCGUAGCUAAUAACGGAAUUCCUCCAGCUGCCACCCAGCUCUUUAUGGUUCAUGUCUACUUUUCUCCGACGGUAAUAGUCCGUGAGCAGGUGGUGGGGGGCUGGGCUGGAGAACUGCUCACCCUGGAGUGUAUAGUAGAAGCUUGGCCUGAACCAGUCAAUUACUGGGAGAAGGACGGAAAGCUCAUCCAGGUUGAUGAAAACCAUGAAAUCAAGCAAUCUAAAGGCAGGCUACAGUAUAAAUACAUCAGCACACUUGUUCUCACGCUCAGGGAGAGAAAAGACGAAGGAACUUAUUAUUGUGUGUCUAAGAACGAGAUCGGGGUCACAAGAGGAAAUAUUCAACUCUAUAAGAGAGACCCGAACCGUCCCCCACCUCCGAAAUCUACGGGUAAACUUGAGUUUGAAUAUUUCGGAGACCGAGCUCCAGAGCUCCUGGGAUUCCAAGAUAUUUGUCCUAAACAAGAACCGUGUCCCGACUGCGCCAGUAUGGGUCCUCUCAGAUGUGAAGGUUCUGCUAGAAUAUUUGGAGUUGGUAUUUCAGCAUUUGACCCUUCACUUCCUGGAAUAUUUAACAGGAGUGAGGACUGUACCCUGGAAACUAUUGGGAAGCCUGUGUUUAAGAAGUAUACCCCUGACCAACAAGGAGGUUGGAUGAUGGAUCCUAGUCCAAGAGAUCCUACAAACCAUCAUAAGAUCUGGACAAUUAGUGGUGGAUUAACUACAGGAGAGAGAAGUACAAUUCAAGAAUUUCCUGAUGAGGAUAGAUUCAGGUCGGAGCAGGCUUCAAGAAACCAUUCUCUCAGGAUACCUUUCAUGGGAACCUCAAAUGUUGUGUACAAUGGUUCCUUCUUCUACUUUAGUGAAGAAAAAGAAGCGAUAGUGAAGAUGGAUUUAUCUACUCAUGAGCUGAGAUGUUUACCUAUACCUAGAGAGAAGCAAAAAGAUUUGAUGGAGCCAAAUCUGCGGUGUGAGGAUGUUAAGAAACGAGAAGGACCAGAGUUCCUUACAAGACUCUACCCAGAGAUGGGAGGACGGGUGUUUGUUGACCUUGCUAUCGAUGAAAAUGGUCUUUGGGCAAUUAUGGCGAUGAAAGAAAAUAACAACACUCUAGUUUUAAAGAUAUCUGCCUGGAAUUUUGAGUUGACCUGGGCCUGGAAUAUUACGUUGAAUCACAAUCUUGUGGGAGAUAUGUUUAUAGCUUGUGGAGUACUUUACGCAGUGGAUAGGACUGAUACUAGAGAUACAAAGAUACGACUCGCAUUGGAUCUAUACACACAUCAGAUGCUGGAGAUAGAACUACCCUUUACAAAUCCCUUUAGGCACACAACUAUGCUUGGUUAUAAUCCAAGAAAAGAUAACAAGGAUAGAACUAAUAGGCCUAGUGGGUUUCUGUAUACCUGGGACGGAGGAAAUCAGCUCACAUAUCCUAUCAAAUAUCAUGAUAUAGGAUACAAGGAGCCCCCACCUCUCACAACAGAACCUUCGGAGACAGGAUCUUUUACUAAUCCACCAACAUACAUAGGAUUGAAACUACCGGAGAAAUAAAUCUACCGAAGACCUCCGAAUUCUGUCGGAUUAAAUCUACGACUUCCAAUGGAUUUGAAGGAUUAAGGAAACAAGAAACAUAUUCUCCGAAAUCUGUCGGAUAAAAUCUAUCGGAGACAUCAAGUUUUAUUUAAGUUUUGUCAAAUUUGUUAGUAAUAUUGUAUUUUAUAUUAUUUGUAUAUUAUUCAGAUGCUUCGUGUUGAACAUAUUUCAUUUAAAACUGAAAGACAUUGCUUUGAAAUUGCAGAAAUAACCAGAUGUAAAAUCGUGUUACUUUGAUGGCAUUAAAGUUUUAAAGGACUAAUUAUUUUAGCACAUUUUUUUUCAUUUCCAAUAAAAACUGUUCUCAAAAAGAAACAUCUUACUCAUUUUGAAUCAAUAAAGUCUGUUAAUUUCUAAUCUU
Molecule: messenger RNA, 3268 nt
Organism: Eurytemora carolleeae
Lineage: Eukaryota; Metazoa; Arthropoda; Copepoda; Calanoida; Temoridae
Exons: 27
Coding region: 85-2865 (926 amino acids)
Biological process (GO): signal transduction
Source: RefSeq, a predicted model, not a curated record